Molecule: messenger RNA, 1001 nt
Organism: Paramacrobiotus metropolitanus
Lineage: Eukaryota; Metazoa; Tardigrada; Eutardigrada; Parachela; Macrobiotidae
Exons: 5
Coding region: 130-690 (186 amino acids)
Source: RefSeq, a predicted model, not a curated record
GGCGCGAUCCGUAUAAAACCGGGCUGCACAGUUACUAGUGUAACAAUAAUCUUCUCUGGUGCUCCAUUGCGAAGAACUUCGGUUAAGUAUAUAAUUUAGUUUUCUACACUUGCGGAUCCGAGCAUCAACAUGAAGUGCGCCGUGAUUUUAUGCGCUGUUCUUAUUGGCUACGUCCGCGGCCAGUUGGUGGCCACUACGCAGUCGCCACAGCAGCCGCCCAACUGCGUUUGCACACAGCCGACCAAUAUGGUGGCCAGUUCCAAUUCGAAUUCCGCCAGUAAUGGAAUGGGUGGAAUGAGAGGAAUGGGUGGAAGGGGACAUAAGUCGAAGGGAAUCUGCACCAAUCUAAAUCAAAAUUAUACGACCCGUUGUGAUCUGGUCAACGCCAUGGCGCUGAAUCAAGGACUGGGUACGCGUCCAUGCCGCACCAACAUGACCAUGUCGAACAAUCAAGCAAUGCAAAACGGGAACGGCAUGAGAGGCCAGUGGAAGCAGAACGGGGGCAGUCAACGCCAAAUGCCCGUCUGCUUCACCAACAACCAGUCCGGAUCUUACACACACCAAGAUCUCAACACAUUCCUGCAGAGCAAUCCCACGGUCGGCAUCCGCUGCAAGCAAGCCUGUCCGUGUCCGGCUCUGCAGUGUCCCCGUCAGCGUGGCGGUGGACGUGGCCGAUGGCAGCAGCAGUAAUAACCGGACACUCCGCAAUACUCUAAAGAAUAGCUGGAGAGCAGAGUCUUUAUCCGUGUGAUUUCUUCUAUUUGAAAAUUAUAAUCAGUCAUUUUCGUUGAACUUAAGCAUUGAUCGGACUACCGUUACACGGUUGGUGUGCCAUCUGCCAGUCAUCUGAGGCAUACACUGCGCUUUAUUUAUGGACAGAUUUUCUGUUCUUUGAUGCCUUUUUCUUGUCGCCGUUGUCCCUGUAGCCGGAAGGAGUUGCCUUGCUCUAAUCGUAAAUGACUGAAAUGUAGAAAUAAAUUAAAUUUCUAUGCAGGAGAAAA